Macroventuria anomochaeta is the source of this 330-nucleotide messenger RNA. RefSeq lists its product as uncharacterized. Lineage: Eukaryota; Fungi; Ascomycota; Dothideomycetes; Pleosporales; Didymellaceae. The transcript has a single exon. The coding region runs from base 20 to 193 and encodes 57 amino acids. The record is from RefSeq and is a predicted model, not a curated record.
GCCCAAUCAACAUUGAUACAUGAUCGCGUACAGCAGCACAAGAGCUCAUCACCAGCUCAAGAAGGGGGCUGAGGUGAUGAUGCUCUCUGCUGAGCUGAUGUGCAACUGGAUUGCCAGUCUUGAGAGAGCCAACGAGGCAGCAUCAGCACAUAAACAACGUAAGAAAAGUGUACACAAAAGCAAGGGGUCUUAGCAAAGGGAGCUGGUGAGGAUAUACUUGCUCAACAUGAGGCUGAUGGGCAGAUUACUCAUGAGAGGCGUCAGAGAGGAGAGCAAUCAGGCCUUAGCCGCCAGGCUCUGGCGCGCAGUACAAUGUGUAGAGAGACUGGC